AGAAGCUUUCCAAAUAAAAUAAUGAGUAACCAAGCAAAGGAUAUAUUCUAUUGUAAGAUCAAUCAAAGAAUAGGACAGAAACACCAAAGAUUGUAUGUUACUGUUAUGCCUUGCAUAUACGUACAGACAACGACAUUUAGUCAUGAAUUACAUCUAUAUAAUCCUUAUUACCUUUUGCUUAAUUUCUUAAAGUAUAAGAUGGCAAUGAGUUCUAAUUACUUAGACGACGCAGCUAUGAAGGAAACAUUUCGGAGGAGCCCUUUCAAAUUCGCUAACACGAAGGUCCCUCAUGGUGGCUUAGGCGAGAGUUUCUCUCCUAUAAAAGAAGUUCCUGAAGAAGAAGUUCCUAAUGAUCCCUUAAAUAUCCAGAUUCCGUUCAUCGAAUCAGCUCUUUCCGCUUCUCGGCUUCACGGGAAGGUUACGAACGUAUACUAUGAGUAUAUUAAAUUAAGUCAAGGAAUAAGCCAAGGUCGUGUAGAAGUCGUCAAGGACUUCUUGAACCAACGCCCGGACGCAGUUGACGAAUGGAUAAACCUUUACGAGACGCCGUUGUUGAAAGCUUGCGCAUGUGGAAAACCAGAGAUUGUUAAGGAGCUUCUGCGUCGCAUGACACCUGAACAAAUGCUUCCCAAGAUGAGCCAGAACGCUUCUUACCACACACCUCUCACCGUCGUUGCGGUCAGUGGAAACAUGGAGAUUGCUGAAGUCUUGGUCGCCAAGAACCCUAAGCUGUUGGAGAUUCCUGGGAUCAAUGGGCAGAUUCCGGUUGUGGUUGCGGUUGAGAACACGCAGAUGGAGAUGGCUCGGUAUCUCUACACUAGAACUCCGGUUCAGGUGUUACUUGAUCAAGAUGGGUAUCAUGGUUCCUUGCUCUUUCUCAAUGCCAUCUUCUAUAAAAUGCUCGACAUCGCCUUGGAUCUGUUCGGCAUGUGCAGACGCUUGGCCGUCACAAAACACUUGCAAAUAGAGUCAAUUCCCAUCAUUGUCUUGGCUUCAAAGCCGGAUCUUUUCCCUGGAGGCUGCCAUCUCGGACCAUUGGAACGCUUCAUCUACUCUUGGAUACAAGUAAAGCUGCCGACUCUCCCGGAGGCUUCUCGUUCAAACAAAGACCGCCAGAAUACUCUGACGGGAAAACUGCUCAAAUUUCUCUCCAAAUGGACCGGAGUAGAUGAAGUGUACCGAAUGAAGGUAAUGCACCUACAAGCCAAGAAGCUUCUACGCGGAAUAUCAGAGGAAACACUAGCCAUGGGAUUGAAGGAACGUUCUGAGACAGUGGACGAGGCUUUACUCUUUGCAGUAAGGUUCGGGAAUGUGGAUUUCUUGGUAGAGAUGAUCAAGAACAACUCCGAGCUCCUUUGGUCCACGAGAACGAGCUCGAGCAGUACUCUGUUUCUCUUGGCCGUCGAGUUCAGACAAGAGAAGGUGUUUAGUCUCCUCUACGGUCUUGACGACAGGAAGUUCCUCUUGCUCGCCGACAAGGACUGUGACGGCAACGGCGUGCUCCAUCUCGCCGGCUUUCCUUCCCCUCCUUCGAAGCUCUCUACAGUUGUCGGCGCAACUUUGCAGAUGCAGCGCGAGUUACAAUGGUUCAAGGAAGUGGAGAGGAUCGCACCGGAGAUUGAGAAGGAGAGAGUAAACACGGAAGAGCAAACACCGAUCGAGAUAUUCACAAAGGAGCACGAAUCAUUGCGAAACGAAGCCGAGAAAUGGAUGAAAGACACGGCGAUGUCGUGCAGCUUAGUCGCGGCUCUCAUUGUCACUGUCACUUUCGCGGCGGUUUUCACCGUACCCGGUGGAACCGACGACAAUCAAGGUAAACCAUUUCAACGAAAAAACAAGUAUUUCAUCACAUUCGUCGUCUCCGAUUUGAUAUCCUGCUUCGCCUCCUGCACCUCCGUUCUCAUAUUCCUCGGGAUACUCACCGCGAGAUACUCCUUCGACGAUUUCUUGGUCUCGCUGCCGACGAAGAUGAUCGCAGGGCUUUCGAUACUGUUCGUCUCGAUAGCGGCGAUGCUUGUGGCGUUCUCGUCGGCGCUAUUCACGAUGCUUGACGAGAAAUGGAUAGUUCCUCCGACGAUCCUUCUCGCUUGUUCCCCGGCGCUGCUGUUUGUUCUUCUUCAGUAUCCUCUCCUCAAGGAGAUGAUCUUCUCAACUUACGGCAAAGGGAUCUUUGACAGAAGCAUGAAAUGUUGGUCCUAACACAAAAUGUAACAUAAAGUAAACUGCCACCGUGAGGUGGCUUUAUACGAAAUUGAAAUUCUUUUAGCAUCUUCUCUUUCUACGUUUCUUGAGAAAGCGUUACACAAUUGAGUGCAAAAUAAUUCGUAUAUUUGGGGAUAUUGUAUAACAAAACUGUGGAAAGACUAAACUCUGAACUGAAAAAACCAAGAGACAUUUACGAAUUUAGACACUUUCAAAAUUUUGUUUAAGUAUUAAAGCAUUUAUGGGUACUAAGGCACUUUGCCUUACUUUUUGGUAUAUGAGAUGUCUAUUAUAUCCUUUUAAAUUUGUAAUAAAAUUAAGUAAAAAUUUAGACCACGAUUGAUAAUAAAAACUUGUAAUCUCCGCCUCCUUCUCUUUCUAUUUUGUUCUUCCCUUUCUUCUGCUUCAUCUCUCUUUUCUGGUUUUAAUGAGAUUUGAUUUGUUAAAA
Molecule: messenger RNA, 2650 nt
Organism: Thlaspi arvense
Lineage: Eukaryota; Viridiplantae; Streptophyta; Magnoliopsida; Brassicales; Brassicaceae
Source: the annotation of a GenBank genome assembly